AUGUCAGCACGAAAGAGACAAAGGACAGACAACAACAAAACAAACGGCACAAAUGGACAAUCCGUGGAACCAGCCGACGGCUACACGCCCACAAAACAACUAGACCUCAACCAGGACCCAAACCGUCUCUUAUUCGCGUACUGGGUCCCCAACGUCUCAGGCGGCCUCGUCGUUUCCAAGAUUCCCCAAAAAACAAACUGGGACCUGGCCUCCAACGUGCGCUACGCCAAGACAGCCGAAGCCCACGGGUUCGAGUAUGCGCUCACUCAAAUCCGUUUCACUGCCUCGUACGGAGCCGAAAACCAGCACGAGAGCGUGUCCCUGUCGCAAGCGCUUUUGCACAGCACCGAGCGCAUCAAGCUCAUCGCGGCGAUACUCCCCGGGCCCUGGAACCCUACUAUCGCCGCAAAGCAGAUUGCGAGUAUCGACAAUUACACCAAUGGGCGUAUUGCAGUAAACAUCGUUUCAGGCUGGAAUAAGAGCGAGUUCACGGCUGUUGGGCAAUGGUGGCUCGAGCAUGCGGAGCGGUACCGGCGAUCCAACGAGUUCAUCCGCGCAUUAAAAGGUAUCUGGACUGCGGGCGAUGAAGGCUUCAGUUUUGGCGGCGACUUUUACCAAUUCCGAAACUACAAGUUGGCGCCCAAGCCGCUUCAGAAACCACACCCGGAGAUUUUCCAAGGCGGGAAUAGCGACGAUGCGAGGAACAACGGGGCCGAGGUCAGCGAUUGGUAUUUCAUGAACGGCAACGAUCUGGAUGGUUUCCGUGAGCAGAUUGCGGAUGUGAAGGAGCGCGCGCGCAAAGUGGGGCGCGAGGGCAAGGUGAGGUUUGCUGUCAAUGGCUUCGUCAUUAUCCGCGAAACGGAAGAGGAGGCUAUUCGCGUGUUGAGGGAGAUUCAGGGUAAAGCGGAUACGGAAGCUGUUGAAGCUUUUCGUCAAGCCGUGCAGCAAGCUGGUGCUAGCACGGGGAAUAAAAAGGGCAUGUGGGCAGACAGCAAACUCGAAGACUUGGUGCAAUAUAACGACGGCUUCAAGACCAAGUUGAUUGGGACGAAAGAGCAGAUUGCAGAUCGGAUCCUUUUGCUGAAGAGCUUGGGGGUUGACUUGGUGCUGACGGCGCAUCUGCAUUACGAGGAGGAUCUUGAACGCUUUGGAAAGGAGGUAUUACCACUAGUAAGGAAGCUAGAAGCUGCAGGGAGGGGCAAGGACGUUGAAGAUGAGAUUAGACGAACAGGUGACAUCUAUCGCAAAUCCUAA
Molecule: messenger RNA, 1254 nt
Organism: Alternaria burnsii
Lineage: Eukaryota; Fungi; Ascomycota; Dothideomycetes; Pleosporales; Pleosporaceae
Product: methanesulfonate
Exons: 2
Coding region: 1-1254 (417 amino acids)
Biological process (GO): alkanesulfonate catabolic process
Molecular function (GO): alkanesulfonate monooxygenase activity
Source: RefSeq, a predicted model, not a curated record